Piliocolobus tephrosceles (Ugandan red Colobus) is the source of this 1010-nucleotide messenger RNA. RefSeq lists its product as uncharacterized. The transcript is spliced from 2 exons. Bases 149 to 460 code for a protein of 103 amino acids. The record is from RefSeq and is a predicted model, not a curated record. NCBI's taxonomy places the organism in Eukaryota, Metazoa, Chordata, Mammalia, Primates, Cercopithecidae.
CCCGACGCUGGGAGGCCGACAGGCCUGAGCCCGCUGGGACCCCCGGCCUCUCCCCGCCGUCGGUAGCGACGGCCAUCGACUCCAUCCUCCCGUCCACAGUCUGGGAGGGGUGGCAGGGGCGCUGGUGUUGGCCGCCGCGGCGAGGACGAUGACUAGAGGCCUGGCCGCAAGGCGCGCGUCCCCUUCCCACUAUAGUCCCUCCCCCGAGCGCGGUGCCGGAGCCUGUGAGCUAAGCACGCAAGCGCCGCUCCACGCGAUCAAGCCCCAGGCUCUGGCCGCCAUCUUGAGUGAGGGCAGCGCUGGACGCCCUGAUUCCUCCCCAACUCGUCUGGCCCUCACCCAACAGACCCCUCUGCUGUUCACUCAGAGGAAUAAAACAGUGAAAAUUACAAACCGUAAAAAGGAAGACAAAUCUUGUCUCCAACAUUUCAGAGAAGCAAGAUUUAACACAGCACAUUGAAGAUCAAUACAUAUUUGAAUUUGAGAACAAGAAUUUAAUAUUACAAUAUUAUACACUACUUUACAAAAUUAAAAUUUCUAUAUAAGGAUUACAUAUGUAAUAGUUAACAAAAUCUUGAAAUCACAUUUGGUGGUCCCCUAGAUAAUAGCUGUUAUGCAUCUUUGAUUAGAAGAAAUAAAUCUUUAUUCUAAUUAUUGCAAAACAGUCUAUUAGACUCAAUACAUUAAAUUAAAAACUGAAAAUAUAUGCAAAGUAAAAUAAAUGGUACUGCUUGAGUGACUAUUAGUAUGUCAGACUUACAGAAAUGUUAUUUUAAAAAUCCUAGAAAUUAGAAAAAUAGAGUACUUUUUAUGGUAGAACUGCCAUGCUCAGAUUUAAAUACCAAGAUUGCCCUUGUCUGUUACAUUAGUAGUUGUAGAUCUGUAGAAAAUUUAAGGAUCUUUCAUAAUUUACAACUGUGAUUAAAAAAAAUAUGGCAUAGUGAAAAUAUUAGUUGCUUUACAUCAAAAAGUAAUACAAGAUGAUAUGGCAGGUAGUGCCCUAUCGGGGG